Molecule: messenger RNA, 474 nt
Organism: Histoplasma mississippiense
Lineage: Eukaryota; Fungi; Ascomycota; Eurotiomycetes; Onygenales; Ajellomycetaceae
Exons: 2
Coding region: 1-474 (157 amino acids)
Source: RefSeq, a predicted model, not a curated record
AUGGUUCAACCAAACCCCCCCAGCUUUCAAACAACGAUUCCGAAUGCGUCUGAUUUCACCUCCUGCAAUCAAUGCAAUGAAUGUGGGAUGUCGGAGAACCAUCGCGAAGCGCUAGAGGCAGCCCUUGACGAAGCAAGGCACUGCCAACAUGAAACGAACACAGAACUUGUUGCGGAGAAGAGUCGGCAUGCUGCGACCCACUCAGAGCUCGAAAAGCUGUACUCGGAGAACCGGACACUGUGGAAUCUUGUUGAUGAUCUCACUUCUGUUCCAGGAGGUGACGGGAAACAGGUAUCGACUGUCCAAGAGCUGCACAACGAUAACCAGGAGCAGAAAGCAAUCAUUUGCAAGCAGACCGAUGAGAUCGAAACGCUUCGUGCGACGAAUGCAGCAAUGAAAGAACGGUGUGGUGGCUGCAACGGCUGCCAGGACGUGACAGACAUUGAGGAUGAUAGCGAAGAUGCGGUAUUCUAA